AUUGGGGGGGUUGUUAAAAAAUAAAUAUAAGAGGGCGGCCAUCUUUGUUGCUCUGCCUGGUGUAAAAUAUUCCAAAACGCCCCCCACUUUUUUCUGUGCCGAUUUGAAUAUUAAAUAAAUAUCAUAUAAUCGGACAAGAAUACGCUUUUUUUGAAUACAAGGACGGAUCCAAUGACAGGAAUAUAAUGUCCUCUCCUCUCCGGUCCUGUGAGGAAGACGAGGGCAUGGUGGUUAAUUCCGAGGGAGGAGAUUUUGAUGAAGAAGACGACGACGGAGACCUAGACGAGAACGCAAGCGACAUAAACUCGCCGGCGGCGCCUCGGGAAACUGCAACACCAGCCGCGCCAGACGAAGAGGCAGAGUUAUCAGACAGAGAGGUCCCGCUGAGGAAGAAAGGCCGGCCGAAGAAGAAGAAGGACGCGAAGAAGAAAGACAAAGAGGGGAAACCCGUCAAAGCAAAAAAACGCAAGAAGAUUGACAGUGAUGUAGAGAGAGACUCAGACAGAGAAAGAGACUAUGGCGAGAACUCGGACAGCAUUGCCAGCGACUAUGGUUCUGGUGAGAAAAAGAAAAAGAAGAAACACAAAGAAAGGAAGGAGAAGAAAACCAAGAAAAAGAAAAAAGACGAUGGGGAUCGAGACAGCAGUCAGGAGGAAACAACAAAGCAACCGUUAGAGCAGAAGACCUCAGCCCAGCUGGCGAAAGAGUGGGGUCUGGAGGAUGUCGAUCAUAUCUUCACAGAGGAGGACUACAGGGAACUCACAAACUACAAAGCCUUCAGCCAGUUCAUGAGGCCAAUGAUCGCCAAGAAGAACCCGAAGAUCCCCAUGUCAAAGAUGAUGACCAUCCUGGGGGUCAAGUGGAGGGAGUUUAGCUCUAACAACCCCUUCAAGGGCAAUGCUGCUGCUGUCGCGGCUGCCGCUGCCGCCGCUGCCAUCGCUGUUGCUGAGCAGGUCUCUGCAGCGACCGCCUCACCUGAACCACCACCUCAGCCGCCACCUAUUAGAAAAGCCAAGACAAAAGAGGGCAAAGGCCCAGGUUAUAAGAAGCGCAGUAAAAGUCCUCGAGUUCCAGACAAGAAAAAGGCUUCAGCUGUAGCCAAAGCUAAAAAGAUGGCACCCAUCCGUAUUAAAUUAUCACCUAUUGGUGCCAAGAGGAAGAAGAGCUGCUCAAGCGAGGAUAUGGAUGAGGACGACUCUGAGCAGGAGGACUCCAGUGUUCACAGCUCUUCGGUACGCUCUGACAGCUCUGGCCGAGUGAAGAAGAACAAGCGGGGACGGCCUGCCAAGAAGAAGAAGAAAAUCCAAGGUGAAGAGGAAGGGGAUGGCUACGAGACUGAUCAUCAGGACUACUGUGAGGUGUGUCAGCAGGGCGGAGAGAUCAUCCUGUGUGACACUUGUCCUCGAGCGUACCACCUCGUCUGCCUUGAGCCUGAGCUGGACAAGGCCCCCGAGGGCAAGUGGAGCUGUCCCCAUUGUGAAAAAGAGGGAAUCCAGUGGGAAGCAAAAGAUGAAGACUUUGAGGAUUUUGAGGAGGACAGCGAGGACAGAGUGAUAUCAGAGGUCGGUGUGAGGGUCGCCACUGGGGUGGAUGAGGAAGAUGACGACCACAUGGAGUUCUGUCGGGUGUGUAAAGACGGAGGUGAGCUGUUGUGCUGUGACACCUGUACGUCCUCCUACCACAUCCACUGUCUGAACCCGCCGCUGCCAGAGAUUCCCAACGGAGAGUGGCUGUGUCCACGAUGCACGUGUCCACCAAUCAAGGGACGUGUCCAGAAGAUCCUCCACUGGCGAUGGGGUGAGCCUCCGCCUCCCAUUCCUGUCCCACCCGCUCCUGACGCUCCACCUGACGCACCACCACCACCACCAAUGAAAGGCAGGGCUGAGAGGGAGUUCUUUGUCAAGCUGACUGGGCAGUCGUACUGGCACUGUACCUGGAUCACUGAGCUGCAGCUGGAGAUCUUCCACUCUGUGAUGUAUAGAAACUACCAGCGGAAGACGGACAUGGACGAACCUCCCAGCUUAGAUUACGGCUCGGGCGGGGAGGAUGAGAACGGAGUUGGAAAGAGCGAGAAGAGAAGGGCCAAAGACCCCGAGUAUGCCAUCCUGGAGGACAAAUACUACAGAUAUGGCAUCAAGCCUGAGUGGAUGAUGAUUCACCGCAUCAUCAACCACAGUGUGGAUAAGAAGGGGAUAUACCACUACCUGGUCAAGUGGAGAGACCUCGCCUAUGACCAGUGUACAUGGGAGAGAGAUGACAUGGAUAUCCCUGACUUUGCAAUUUACAAGGCCAGCUACUGGAAACACAGGGACAUCAUAAUGAAGGAGGACCCAGACAAACCCAGGAAGAUAAGGAGCAAGAACUCAGAGGGUGAAGAAGAGUCUCCAGGCUCACCCCUCACUGAUCCUACGAUAAAAUACGAGGAGCAGCCAGACUUCGUCACGUCUACAGGCGGUACGCUACAUUUGUACCAACUGGAGGGUCUGAACUGGCUUCGGUUUUCGUGGGCUCAGGGCACUGACACCAUCCUCGCGGAUGAGAUGGGCCUGGGAAAGACCAUCCAGACCAUCGUCUUCCUCUAUUCACUUUUUAAAGAGGGUCACACUAAGGGUCCAUUUCUGGUCAGUGCUCCGCUCUCCACCAUCAUCAACUGGGAGAGGGAGUUUGAGAUGUGGGCACCCGAUUUCUACGUGGUGACGUACACCGGAGACAAGGACAGCCGAGCCAUCAUCCGAGAGAACGAGUUCUCCUUUGAUGACACGGCUGUCAAAGGAGGAAAGAAGGCCUUCAAACUGAGACGAGAGGCUCCUAUUAAAUUCCAUGUGCUGCUGACCUCCUAUGAGUUGGUGACCAUCGACCAAACGGCGCUAAAGUCUAUCGACUGGGCCUGUCUGGUCGUGGAUGAAGCUCACCGUCUCAAGAACAACCAGUCGAAGUUUUUCAGGCGUCUGAACGACUAUAAGAUCGACUACAAGCUUCUGCUGACGGGAACUCCAUUACAGAACAACCUGGAGGAGCUGUUUCACCUGCUCAACUUCCUCACACCCAACCGCUUCAAUAACCUCGAGGGCUUCCUAGAAGAGUUUGCUGACAUCUCCAAGGAGGACCAGAUCAAGAAGCUCCAUGAUCUGCUGGGGCCUCACAUGCUGCGCAGACUGAAGGCCGACGUCUUCAAGAACAUGCCCGCCAAGACCGAGCUGAUUGUCAGAGUGGAGCUGAGCCCUAUGCAGAAGAAGUACUACAAGCUAAUUCUGACCAAGAACUUCGAGGCUCUAAACUCGAAAGGAGGAGGAAAUCAGGUCUCGCUGCUGAACAUCAUGAUGGACCUAAAAAAGUGCUGCAAUCAUCCCUACCUCUUCCCCGUCGCCUCGAUGUUUCCAGGAAGCCCCAAAACACCCAGCGGUGCUUAUGAAGGGUCAGCCCUCACUAAGGCCUCUGGGAAACUGAUGCUGUUGCAGAAGAUGCUGAGGAAGCUGAAGCAGGGGCACCGAGUACUGGUCUUCUCACAGAUGACUAAAAUGCUCGACUUACUAGAAGAUUUCCUGGAUUAUGAAGGUUACAAGUACGAGCGAAUUGAUGGAGGCAUCACGGGAGCACUGAGGCAAGAAGCCAUCGACCGCUUUAACGCUCCUGGCGCUUGCCAGUUUUGUUUCUUGCUCUCCACCAGAGCCGGAGGUUUAGGCAUUAACCUGGCCACAGCGGACACUGUCAUCAUCUUCGACUCAGACUGGAACCCUCAUAAUGACAUUCAGGCGUUCAGUCGAGCUCACCGCAUCGGACAGGCCAACAAGGUCAUGAUUUAUCGUUUCGUGACGCGAGCCAGCGUGGAGGAGCGUAUCACCCAGGUGGCCAAGAGGAAGAUGAUGCUGACCCAUCUAGUGGUGCGCCCGGGCUUGGGAUCCAAGGCGGGCUCCAUGACCAAGCAAGAGCUGGACGACAUCCUCAAGUUUGGAACGGAAGAGCUCUUCAAGGACGAGGGGGAAGGUGACAGAAGUUAAAUUGGAUUGAAGAAUAGUUCAGGGGAUAAGUUGAAGACGAGGGCAAACGUCAUUCAUUAUGACAGCACCGCCAUCGAGAGGCUGCUGGACCGAAGCCAAGACGACACAGACGACUCGGACGUCCAGAACAUGAACGAGUACCUCAGCUCCUUCAAAGGCCAGUACAUGGUGCGAGAAGAGGAUAAGAUCGAGGAGAUCGAGCGGGAGAUCAUCAAACAGGAGGAGAACGUGGACCCAGAUUAUUGGGAGAAGCUGCUGCGGCAUCACUAUGAGCAGCAACAAGAGGAUCUGGCGAGCAAACUCGGCAAAGGCAAGAGGAACCGCAAGCCUGUCAACUACAAUGACGCUGCACAGGAAGACCAAGAGUGGCAUGCUGACAUUUCAGAUAACCAGUCCGAGUACUCGGUGGGCUCCGAGGAGGAGGACGAGGACUUUGAUGAUCGGCCAGAAGGACGACGGCAGUCACGUCGCCAGCUGAGGAAUGACAAAGAACCUCUGCCUCCUCUUCUGGCCAGAGUGGGAGGCAACCUUGAGGUCCUGGGCUUUAACACACGCCAGCGUAAAGCUUUCCUGAACGCUGUAAUGCGCUGGGGCAUGCCGUCUCAGGGCUUUUCUUCUCAGUGGCUUGUAAGAGACCUCAAGGGCAAGACUGAGAAAGAAUUCAAAGCUUACGUGUCCCUCUUUAUGCGCCACCUGUGCGAGCCGGUUGCUGAUGGAGCCGAGACGUUUGCCGAUGGCGUCCCCAGAGAGGGACUGUGUCGACAGCCAGUUCUCACACGUAUUGGUGUCAUGUCACUUGUGAAGAAGAAGAUCCAGGAGUUUGAGCACAUUAACGGGCGGUGGAGUCUUCCAGAGCUCAAGUCUGAGGUCACCAUAGACAAAUCCUCCUCCAGGGCCUCCUCUCCUGCAGUGAAAACUGCCACGCCUACCCCCGAUGCCAGCUACAACAACACACCGUGCACCUCCAAGCCAGCGACCCCUGCUCCGGCAGAGAAGCUAGAAAAGAACGGGAAGGAGGGAGAAAAGGAAGAGGACAGGGAUGACGCUGAGGCUGCAGUGGAAAAAGAGAAACUGAAGGAGAAGGAUGAAGGGAAAGAUUUGGAUGGCACCAAAACUGGAGAUCCUGAAGAGCUUUCCUCCUCGACAAAAGAAGCAUCACAAAAUCCAUCCUCUGGUCAAAAAACUCUAAACAAAGAAGACAGCGAUCUGAAAGAGGACGAGAAGAAAGAAGCAACUGAUGACUCAGCUUCCACUACAGAGGAGAAGAAAAUACAGGAGGAAAGUAAAGAGGAGACUAAACACUCCAAGCCAGAUACAGAAGUCAAAGACGAGAAAUCCGAGGGAGAAAGGGCUGGGGAGGAGAAGGAGAAGGAAAAAGAAAAGCGGGAGAGAACACCUACCACAACGGAAACAGCAGAUGCCAAGGAUAAGACCGAGGUGUCUGAUGUGAGGAAAGAAGAGGUCAAAGGUGAAAAGGAUGCUGGGAAAGAAGUCAAAGCAGCGAAGGAGGAGGCGCCGAAGGGUAACGGGAAGCCUCCGGCUGAGCGACCUCGCUUCAUGUUCAACAUCGCAGAUGGUGGCUUCACUGAGCUGCACACUCGCUGGCAGAACGAGGAGCGGGCUGCAUCUCCCGGGGAGAUGAACGAGAUCUGGCACCGCCGGCACGACUUCUGGCUGCUGGCGGGAAUCGUGAUUCACGGCUACGCUCGAUGGCAGGACAUCCAGAAUGAUCCCCAGUUUGCCAUCAUCAAUGAGCCUUUCAAGUCACAGGCGAAUAAAGGCAACUUCCUGGAAAUGAAGAACAAGUUCCUGGCUCGGCGCUUCAAGCUGUUGGAGCAGGCGCUGGUGAUAGAGGAGCAGUUGCGGCGGGCAGCUUACCUAAACAUGACCCAGGACCCCAGCCACCCGGCCAUGGCGCUUAAUGCACGCUUUGCAGAGGUGGAGUGCCUGGCGGAGUCACACCAGCACCUCAGCAAGGAAUCCCUGGCAGGGAACAAGCCAGCCAAUGCUGUCCUGCACAAAGUGUUGAACCAGUUGGAGGAGCUGCUGAGCGACAUGAAGGCCGACGUGACUCGGCUACCGGCCACGCUGUCCAGAGUCCCACCCAUCGCCGCCCGCCUGCAGAUGUCAGAGAGGAGCAUCCUCAGCCGACUGGCCAGCAAGGGCACCGAGACGCACACCCCCCCGCCCAUACCUCCAGGACCCUACGCCACCCCUCAGAACUACGGAGCCCCCUUCACACCCGCACCCCCGAGCGCCCUACACAUGGGAGGGGCCAACUACAGUCAGAUGCCGCCCGGAUCAUUCAUAUCAGAAGCCGCCGCCGCUGCUGGGGCCACCGGGGGAGCUGCUGGUGGAGCCACCGGAGGGCCAGCCGGUGUUUGCCAGAAGAUCAAGGAGCACGAUGUGGUGCAGCGGCAGCGAGUGGUGGACCUUUGGAAGGACGGAAAGUCAGAGGGGGCCAUUGGGCAUGAGCUGAGGAUGCCUAAAUCUACGGUGCACAGCAUCAUCGUCAAGUACCGGCUCAGCAACACGGUGGAGAACCUGCCGCGCAAUGGGCGACCAAAGAAACCCUGACGGGCAACGAGGGAGGUGAAAAAAAAGGGGACGCUUGGA
Archocentrus centrarchus (flier cichlid) is the source of this 6614-nucleotide messenger RNA. RefSeq names its product chromodomain helicase DNA binding protein 3 (gene chd3). The record is from RefSeq and is a predicted model, not a curated record. Lineage: Eukaryota; Metazoa; Chordata; Actinopteri; Cichliformes; Cichlidae. Gene Ontology annotation, biological process: chromatin remodeling. Gene Ontology annotation, cellular component: nucleus; chromatin; NuRD complex. Gene Ontology annotation, molecular function: DNA binding; ATP-dependent chromatin remodeler activity; ATP hydrolysis activity.